AGUUCGCCGCUUUAUUUGAGCGUUCAUGAGAAGGAGACAUCGCGUGAAUUCGAUAUACACAUGUUUAUUUAUUGCUCAUUGGAUAUCAUCGAUGAGAAAGUGUUUGGUAACAGCAAGACCCAGGAGCUGUAUCUUGGACCACUGAUCUCUGAUCAAAAUUUCAAGUCGUUUGGUUAUGUCACGAAUACGAAUAUAAAAAUGAUUGUUGUAACAGAAGUUGGCAAUACCUCGCUCAAAGAUCAGGAUAUCCGUUCGAUAUUUAAACGGCUGCACAAUGCCUAUUGCAACUCGCUGUCGAAUCCUUUCUAUGUGCCCGGACAAGUUAUCAAAUCAAGGUAA
Molecule: messenger RNA, 339 nt
Organism: Gongylonema pulchrum
Lineage: Eukaryota; Metazoa; Nematoda; Chromadorea; Rhabditida; Gongylonematidae
Source: the annotation of a GenBank genome assembly